UCACCUCACAAAUCUCUAGGCCUGCUGUGCCAGUGAAGAGCUCACCCCGAUCUCAGCUUUCCUGAUACGGGUUCUAAUUCCUUCGUAAUUUCGGACGGAUCCAGGCCUUGAUCGGCGCCCGGUUUGCUUUCGUAGGAGCCGCGAUGGCGUUAGCGUUCGACGAGUUCGGGCGGCCGUUCAUAAUCAUACGCGAGCAGGAGACCAAGUCGCGCGUGAAGGGCCUGGCGGCGCAGAAGGCGAACAUCCUCGCCGCCAAGUCCGUCGCGAAGAUCCUCCGCAGCUCGCUCGGGCCCAAGGGGAUGGACAAGAUGCUCCAGAGCGGCGACGGCGACGUCACUAUAACGAACGACGGCGCGACGAUCCUGGAGCAGAUGGAGGUGGAGAACCGUGUUGGGCGGCUGAUGGUGGACCUGUCCAAGAGCCAGGACUUCGAGAUCGGCGACGGCACCACGGGGGUUGUCGUCACCGCGGGGGCUCUUCUCGAGCAGGCCGAGUCAUUGUUGGACCGCGGCAUCCACCCGAUCCGCGUGGCGGAGGGGUACGAGAUGGCGUCCAAGAUCGCGGCGGCGCAUCUGGACGCCAUCGCCGAGACGUUUGAGUUCUCGAGGGACAACUUCGAGCCGCUCGUCGAGACGUGCAUGACGACGCUCUCGUCCAAGAUUGUGGGGCGCUGCAAGCGGCAGAUGGCAGAAAUCGCAGUGCAGGCGGUCCUCGCAGUGGCGGACUUGGAGCGGCGCGACGUGAACCUGGAGCUGAUCAAGGUGGAGGGCAAGACGGGCGGGCGGCUGGAGGAGACCGAGCUCGUCCGAGGCAUCAUCGUGGACAAGGACUUCAGCCACCCGCAGAUGCCGAAAAGGAUCGAAAAUGCCAAGAUCGCGAUCCUGACGUGCCCGUUUGAGCCGCCCAAGCCCAAGACUAAGCAUAAGGUUGAUAUUGACACGGUGGAGAAGUACCAGCGGCUGCAGGAGUCGGAGCGGAAGUACUUCGACGAUAUGGUGCAGCAGUGCAAGGACGCAGGAGCGACCCUGGUGAUCUGCCAGUGGGGAUUCGAUGACGAGGCCAACCAUCUGCUCAUGCACCGCGGGCUGCCGGCCGUGCGCUGGGUGGGCGGCGUGGAGCUGGAGCUGAUCGCCAUCGCCACUGGCGGCCGCAUCGUGCCUCGAUUCCAGGAGCUCACCCCCGAGAAGCUCGGCAAGGCCGGAGUGGUGCGGGAGAAGGCGUUCGGCACGACCAAGGACCGCAUGCUGUACAUCGAGGGGUGCGCCAACUCACGUGCGGUCACCAUCUUCAUCCGCGGAGGCAGCAAGAUGAUGGUGGAGGAGACCAAGCGCAGUCUGCACGACGCGCUCUGUGUGGCGCGCAACCUCAUUCGCGACAACCACAUUGUGUACGGCGGGGGCUCAGCGGAGCUCACAUGCUCACUGGCUGUUGAAGCUGCUGCUGACAAGGUCCCGGGGGUGGAGCAGUACGCCAUGAGGGCAUUCGCUGAGGCGCUAGAGGUGGUGCCCAUGGCACUCGCAGAGAAUAGCGGGCUGCCGCCCAUCGACACUGUCUCCAGCAUCAAGGCGCAGCAAGUCAAGGAGAACUGCCCAUACUUGGGAGUGGAUUGCAUGGAUGCGGGCACGAAUGACAUGCGCAAGCAGAAGGUCUUUGAGACACUGAUUGGCAAGAAGCAACAGCUGUUGCUCGCCACACAGGUUGUGAAGAUGAUUCUCAAGAUAGAUGAUGUCAUCUCGCCUUCUCAAUAUGAGUGACCUGCACCAAUAAUUAGGAGAGAUUAGAGGUUUACUGAAGUGAUAUUUUGUUUGACAUAGUUUUUAGUUGAACAACAGGUAUACUGCAAUAGCCUGAACCGUGUGUCACGUACCGGUAUCGAAGAGACGACUAUCCGUACGACGCAGGGAUGCAGGCAGACGGACACCGUUAUUUGAAUCGAGUUGUUUUGGCGGCGGUUGUCGAGUCGGUUUGCAUUAUGCCGGACU
Messenger RNA from Closterium sp. NIES-67, 1982 nucleotides. NCBI's taxonomy places the organism in Eukaryota, Viridiplantae, Streptophyta, Zygnematophyceae, Desmidiales, Closteriaceae. The record is from the annotation of a GenBank genome assembly.